AUGUUCAGCUGCGGUGGUGCCCGCAGUGAGGGAUACGUGCAGGAGCUCUUCCAUGAGGAAGCACAGCAGGUAUCUCAAACACAGACCAAGCCCUGGUGGAAGAUCCAGCUGUUUGUAUGGGAGCCAGUGCUCUUUGGAACGUGGGAUGGGGUCUUCACCUCCUGCAUGAUCAACAUUUUUGGAGUGGUUCUUUUCCUGAGGACGGGAUGGCUUGUGGGAAACACUGGCAUUGUAAUGGGCAUGUUUCUGGUGUCCUUUGUCAUUCUGGUUGCCCUGGUGACAGUCUUGUCUGGAAUUGGGGUGUGUGAGAAGUGCAGCAUUGGAAGUGGGGGAGUCUACUCCAUGAUCUCUACUGUCCUUGGAGGUCAAGUCGGGGGCACCAUUGGCCUCCUUUACAUUUUUGGCCAGUGUGUUGCAGGUGCCAUGUACAUCACUGGCUUUGCAGAGUCCAUUGCAGGGGUGCUGAGCCUCAGCAACAUCUGGGCAGUGCGUGGCGUCUCCCUGGCCGUCCUGCUGGGCCUGCUGGGGAUCAACCUGGCUGGGGUGAAGUGGAUCAUCAGGCUGCAGCUCCUGCUGCUCUUCCUGCUGGCUGUCUCCACACUGGACUUUGUCAUUGGGUCCUUUACACACCUUGAUCCAGAGCAUGGCUUCGUUGGCUACUCCCCAGAGCUGAUGUUCAACAACACCCUGCCAGACUACAGCCAGGGGGAGUCCUUCUUCACCGUUUUUGGAGUGUUUUUCCCGGCUGCCACAGGUGUGAUGGCCGGGUUCAAUAUGAGUGGAGAUCUCCAGAAGCCUUCUUCCAACAUCCCUCUGGGGUCUCUGGCUGCUAUUGGCACCUCGUGGUUCCUGUACAUGGUCUUUGUUUUCUUGCUGGGAGCCAUUUGUACCCGGCAGUCGCUCCGCUAUGACUUCAUGAUAGCAGAGAAGGUAUCCUUGGUGGGGUUUUUGUUUUUGCUGGGGCUGUACAUCUCCUCCCUGGCCUCCUGCAUGGGAGGGCUGUACGGAGCACCCCGGAUCCUGCAGUGCAUUGCCCAGGAGAAUGUGAUCCCCAUGCUGGCCUUCCUUGGACGUGGGAAAGGCCCUAACAAGACUCCAGUGGCUGCGAUUUGCUUAACAAGUCUCAUCACCAUGGCUUUUGUCUUCAUUGGGCAAGUGAAUGUUCUUGCUCCCAUAGUCACCAUCAACUUCAUGCUGACAUAUAUUGCUGUGGACUAUUCCUAUUUCUCAAUAUCCUUGAGCUACACCAUUCAGCAGAAACCUGAGGAGAGCCAGAUGGGAGCUGCUAGACCUGCUCACUCCUCCCAGCCUUUAAUUGUCAACAAGCCCCCCAGCCGUGCAGCAGAUGGGGUAAUUCAAAGCAGAUCAAAUGGCACCUUGCUAGAAUUCAAAAAAGACAUGGACCAGAUUUUUAAACCAUUUUUUAGUGAGCCAAGUACUUGCAAAAGAGAAGGAGCUGAGAAUUUAACCCAAAAGGGCAAGCUAAAGAAGGCGAGGAAGCCAGCCAAGCAGACAUUACAAGACAGCUUUCUCCUGGAUCUCCAUCAGGAUGCUCCCCUGGCUCAGAACAGCUGGGAUGAGACCACAGAGCCCCAUGGGAGGCAGCAGGACGUGGAUGAGCAGGGUGAUCAGUGGGAUGCAGGUCUGGGCUCAUCACCCCCUGCGGAUGCCCAGCACAUACCCAGGAGGAUGGAGCAGAGGGAAGAGCCCUGCAGUGAAGUGAUGAUGCUCCCUGGCCCAGGGGGAGAAGAAUCAUCUAUAAAACAACAAAAUCAAGAACUGGGAAUUCAGCAAAUACCAGAAACUUUCUACUCCAGAUUUUUCAGUCACUGGAUUUCCUUUGCUGGUGCAGUUGUGUCCCUCAUCAUAAUGUUUGUCAUUCAGUGGAUCUACACCCUGGUCAGCCUGGGAGCAGCAGUUAUUCUGUAUUUCUACAUUGGCCAAGUCAGCCCAGGACUCCCUCUUGGAGCAGCAGCAAAUUUCAGUUUCUUUGGCUGGAUUAAGUCGGUUUUGAUCUCUUCAUGCAGGAGAAGGCCAGCUCCCAGGGAGCAGAUCGUGGUGACACCAUCCUUUGCUACAGUUGGCAUGGAGACCAGGCAGCUCACCGAGGAGAACGCAGACUUCGCCUCGCGGGACCGCUACCACCAGUCCUCGCUCAUCAGCAGAGAGGAAUUUGGGAGCCAGUUCCAGUGAAGGACACACACACACACACAAAAAUCAAUCCAUUACUUCAAAAAGCAUUUAGAAGUGCUAAUGGCUGCCACGGGUGCCUUUUGAAAUACUUGAAUGUACGCACAAAGGAUGUGAAUUGCUAUUUAUGUAUUUGAGGCUUGUUUGUUUAUGCAAGCCACAGCAUUGCUGGGCUUCAAACCUUACCCAA
Messenger RNA from Melospiza georgiana, 2380 nucleotides. It is a transcript of the gene SLC12A8, whose product is annotated as solute carrier family 12 member 8. The record is from RefSeq and is a predicted model, not a curated record. NCBI's taxonomy places the organism in Eukaryota, Metazoa, Chordata, Aves, Passeriformes, Passerellidae. The coding region runs from base 1 to 2193 and encodes 730 amino acids. Gene Ontology annotation, biological process: chloride ion homeostasis; potassium ion homeostasis; cell volume homeostasis. Gene Ontology annotation, molecular function: potassium:chloride symporter activity. Gene Ontology annotation, cellular component: membrane. The transcript has 13 exons.